CUCUCUCCCUUCUUUUCUCUCUCUCUCUUCAAGGUUUUUUCGCAGACGUGUGGGAUAGGAGCCAUUCAAGUUUCUUUUCUGGGGAAAAAUUUCAGUUCGCUGAUUCCUUGGAAUUCAUGUCGGAAAAGGGUCAACCACUGCCAAAGUUCGGUGAAUGGGAUGUCAAUGACCCCGCUUCUGCUGAGGGAUUUACUGUGAUCUUCAACAAGGCUAGAGAUGAGAAAAAGACCGGUGGCAAACCUGAAUCUCCAGGAAAGGCUGAUGCUCAGACUAAGCAUACAGUUGAUCCUGGCAAGCCACCAACUAAGAAAUGGUUUUGCUGCAUCCAGAGCUCACCUGCAGAAUCUUGAUGAGGAACUCCUUCUGUAAAAGCUUCGGGAACAGAUGAGUCUAUCUCUUACUAGCCCCGCAGUUUGUCAAGGAGAUCGGAAAGUGUUGGGCGCUGAUGUGUCUUGCUGGGAUUGUUGUUUGUUCUGUGAACCCCCCCACGGUUUGUGGGGAUUGAUUACGAUUAAAUGGAGACAUCCUCGUGCUCUGCUGUAAUCAAGUCUGCUAUUUUGCUGGUUAUCUUUAGGAGAUGAGUUAUUAUUUCUUUCCCCUCUCCCCUCUCCCCUCUCCCCUCUCUCUGCCUCCUCUUAUGUUCUGGGGUCUAUAGCAUUUUGUGGUUACAUUUGUUUUCUUCUCAUUGUACGGGUUGAAGUGGUUUUUGCUUGUGAAAUAAGAAAUUCUUUUUUGCCUUUGCCUU
This is a messenger RNA of Syzygium oleosum, 745 nucleotides long. Its product is annotated as protein NOI4-like. The transcript is spliced from 3 exons. Lineage: Eukaryota; Viridiplantae; Streptophyta; Magnoliopsida; Myrtales; Myrtaceae. Bases 117 to 350 code for a protein of 77 amino acids. The record is from RefSeq and is a predicted model, not a curated record.